AUGCAACUCAGCCGUCUGUUCGCAACUGCCAUCACCAUACUUGGCGUCCAAGCCAAACUUCAAUCAAAAGAGGACUAUCUGAAGAACAUCGCCCCCAGUGAACUAGAUCGACUCUCCAAAUAUGAAGCCUCCCACAAAGACUUGAACCUUUCUCAAAAGGCAGCUCUCAACCUCAUCAAGUCUGCCGUCACCAACUUUGCCACCGACGAGCAAGACUCCACAGAGAAGGUUUGCAACGUCGCCUUUGGUGAAGCAGAGUGCAAGAGCAUUCUCUUUGGUGGCCAGCCCUCCGCGAGUACAUCUAGUACUCGUCGGAGUGGGUUGAAGAAACGGGUGGGCAGUUGCACAUGCACUGUUUCUAGUGAUUACUGCGGUAAUGGCCUCGUCUGCAAGAACUUGCCUGGGGAAUGUGCACCAGCUGGUGCGAAUGGACUUGGCGCUGGCAAUCAAGCCCGUACUUGGAUCCCAGGCAACGCCAAAAUUCGAGGCGUUAACCUCGGCUCCCAGUUCAUCAUCGAGCCAUGGAUGGCCCAAGAUGAAUUCAGCAGCAUGGGCUGCGGAGGCCUCAACGACGAGUGGCAGUGUGUCGAGCACCUCGGACAGGACGCUGCUGACCAGGCAUUCAAGAAGCACUGGGACACGUGGACGACCCAAGACGACAUCAAGCAGAUUGCGAGCCUUGGGCUAAACACUAUUCGAAUUCCGGUCGGUUUCUGGCUCAAAGAGGACCUUGUCAAGGAUGGGGAGCAUUACCCUCGGGGAGGUGUCGAAUAUCUCGAUAGGCUGGUUGGUUGGUGCAAAGACAACAAUAUCUAUGUUAUCAUGGACUUGCACGGUGGUCCUGGAUCACAAUUUCCCAACCAGCAGUAUACUGGCCACGGUGUUUCAGAGGCUGGUUUCUACAACCAAGACAACUAUGAGCGAGCGGCGAAGUUCCUUGAGUGGAUGGCCGAGAGAAUCCAUACCAACGAGACGUACAAGACUGUCGGGAUGCUGGAAGUCCUCAACGAGCCUGUUCAUGCGGGCGAUCAUGCGAGUGAAGCUGCUGACAUGAUUCACACGUUUUACCCUCUUGCUUGGAACCGUAUCCGUGAUCGUGAGAGUAAGCUUGGAAUCAAGGACGAAGACCGCCUUCACAUCCAGUUCAUGGGCAAUGCUUGGGGUUCUGGUGAUCCUACGUCCGCUCUACCCAGCACCGAUUUCGCCGCCUUUGACGACCACCGCUACUACAAAUGGGAUGGUUCCGUGUCCAAGAGUAAGGACGGUUACAUCAACGCCGCUUGCAAUGAUAAGCGUGAAGAUGGCGUUAUUAUUGGGGAGUGGUCCAUCUCGGUCGCCGAUGAUGUUGAGUCGAAUGAUGAGUUUGGCAUCCGUGGCCGUACCGACCAGGCGGAUUGGUAUAAGAAAUUCUGGGCCGCACAAGUUCAGGCGUUUGAAAAGUCGGCGGGAUGGGUGUUUUGGACGUGGAAGUGCAACUGGAUUGGGGGCUUCGACGAGUGGCGAUGGUGUUAUAAGUCGGCUGUUGCGGCUGGUGCUAUUCCCAAGGAUGCUGGCAGUGCUGGGGACAUUCACCCUUGCUGA
Messenger RNA from Pochonia chlamydosporia 170, 1581 nucleotides. RefSeq names its product cellulase (glycosyl hydrolase family 5) domain-containing protein. Bases 1 to 1581 code for a protein of 526 amino acids. Lineage: Eukaryota; Fungi; Ascomycota; Sordariomycetes; Hypocreales; Clavicipitaceae. The record is from RefSeq and is a predicted model, not a curated record. Gene Ontology annotation, biological process: glucan catabolic process. Gene Ontology annotation, cellular component: extracellular region; cell surface. Gene Ontology annotation, molecular function: beta-glucosidase activity. The transcript is spliced from 4 exons.